GGCCCUAAUCUCUGUGUGUGUCUGCAUGUCUUCCAAAUGAUAAAAGGAUGUCGUCGUCGUCUUUGGACAGACUCCUUAUAAGAGAUCCUCCUUAUAAACACCUCCUCUGUUGCCCAGCAGGGGGUGUGCAGAGGCUGUCAGAGAGAGACCGUGAACCAAGGAUGAAGAGAGGCAGAGCAAUGCAGUUUUGCCUAUAUGGAAGAGAAUUAAUAUUAGUGCUUGACCACACAUGCUAAACGAGCUGGAGAAGCCCAGGAGCCUCUGCUGCACACGAGGCCAAUUUGAAUGUCAGCUCACACUCAUAUAAUCAGAUCUGAGUGAGACACAUAAUUGGAUGAUUUGGUGAAUUAAAAGCCUGAGCCCCUGACUGGCAGGCUGGCACUCACCAGGCUCCGCUGCUCCCCACAGAGCGCUGUCUCACUCUGCCGGGCGAAGGCACAGGGUCGCUUUCUGCUGAUGCACAGCGCGGUGGGAAUAGGGGAGGGAUUUGGGGGGGUCUCUCCCGCCACCAGGGGCAGGUCUGUUCAGUCAGCGCCAUCGCCAGCUCAGCCCCUUUAAAGCGAGCAGCAGCCUCUCGCCUCAUCCCAGACUCCGCGAGCACAGCCACGGCGCGGCUCCCAGGCAGACAGGAGAUCCUGCUCAAGUGGGUAGGGGGGGGUCGGGGAAUCCAGCUCAGCCUGCUGCCGUCAGUGAGACACAGCACAGACAGGGGGCAGCUCCGACCUGUGAGGAAGGCUAUCGUUUUUAUACGUCUCUUAGAGAUCGCACAGGUCGGCAGAGGAAGGCGAUGGAAUCCGGAGAGCAGUGCAGAAGCGGCUGCAGACUGACUGAGAGCUUAAUCACACCUGAGUUCAGUCAUUAAGCGGCAGCAGCAGUGGCGGCGGCUCUACGGCGAGGCUCUGCUGAGAUCCCGUCUCCGGCUGAAUGGGAAGUCUCCCGGGCUCACUUUGCUGUUGCGUCGUGCAGCACUGAAGCAGGACAGUAAAUGGCAGCAGCUCUUGCUGACGGGUGAUCUUACUUUGAUAUAAAUUUCAGCUGGACUCUCAGAAGCAGAGCAAUGCCAUAAACCAUGAGGAAAGCAAGUGGAUUUCAUGAUGUUUCACACCCUCCUGUUGGAUGUACAAUCUUUGCAGUUUGGCUUCAUCAUAUUUAAAAAAAAAACACAACACAUUUUCAUCCUUUUGCUCAGGGUUGACUUCUGAAGUGUUUGUGGAUUUGUGUGUGUUUGCUGCUGGAUUCCCUACCUUUUCAGCUUUAUCACAUUUUAAACAUUGAUAUUCCUCUCCAUGGUUUCUGCCCUAUUCAAGAGCCUGACGUCCAACAUUGUAAAUAUUUCCAAAGGAAUGUUUACAAAGAAACUGGCUAAUCCCACAAAGAAGAAAGAGAGCAGUGACCCUAAAAAGGAUCAAAAAUCCCAAACCCCAGACACCCCAAGGAAUCCGACACUUUCCACAACUCUAAAGAGUACAGUGAAAAAAAAUUCUCAGUGUCCCUCAGCUCGCAAUAUAUCGCUUGAAGAAGACAGUCGUAAAAACAACUGCUCAUCGCUCUCUCCAACGUUCAGUUACCGUGUAGCGAUAGCUAAUGGACUCCAAAAAAGUGCUCUUUUGGUUAACAAUAAUGAAGGUCUCCUUCAAGAGGUCUUAUCCACUGAAAGCAGUUAUUCUGACUCUCUGAGUGAAGGUAAAUAUAUCCAGAUAUUUGAUGAACACAAAGCUUUUACUAUGCCAAUAAGAAGGAACAGGAAAAGCCUGACCAGUCUGGCACCCUCCGAUGGAAGUUCUGAGGGUGAGCGUGGGGAGCGCACCAGUCUGCAUACACUACGCCUGGGAGCUUUGCGGAAACUGAGGAAGUGGAAGAAGAGCCAGGAGUAUGUUUCUUCGGACGCAGAUGCGAGUACCUGGCGUAAAACUCUGGGCAUCCGGAGCAAGUCCCUGGACCGGGCUGGGAGGCAGCAAAAAACCAGCUCGCUAGAACCUGGAUCCAGUUCCACAGGUUGCAUCAGUCAGACACAUGAUGUCAUGGAAAUGAUCUUCAAAGAGCUGCAGGGAAUCAGUCAGAUUGAAUCAGAACUGUCAGAGCUGCGAGGUCAUGUCAAUGCACUGAAGAAUUCUAUCGAUGAAAUUUCCAGCAGCGUGGAAGUGGUGCAGAGCGAGAUCGAGCAGCUGCGUUCGGGCUUCGUGCAGUCUCGGCGUGAGACUCGUGAUAUACAUGACUACAUAAAACAGAUAAGCCAACAAGACAGCAAAGCAACUCUCAGGUUUCUGAAUGUGCCAGAGGAUGAGUUGGAAAACACAGAGGAUCUCAUUUACCAGAUUUUCAAGGAGAAAAUGGGUUUCACUGAAGUGCACAAGAUGCCCAAAAUUGACAUCGCCCAUCGAUUAGGUCAACAGAGGGAAUGUUCGAAUGCCAAGCCCCGUCCCGUUAUUGUUAUCUUUUCCACCCCCCAAGACCGCGAUUUAGCUUUAAAAAAAUGUUACAAACUUAAAGGCACAGGUAUUUCUGUAUCUACUGAUAGCCUUAGUCAUGAAAAGGAUAGGAAAGAGAAGGGAAUGACCUCAUCGCAAACAUAUGAGAGCAUGGACAUCAAUGUUUGUACGAAAGACAAAAAUGACCUUGAUGACUGGGACUCAAUGGACAGUGACAGAGAGUUAGAGGCUGACUUAAAUAGGAAUGUAUAUGAAAUUUUGUCUAAGGCCACGCAGAAAAGUAAAUCUGACCAAAUGAAAUCCCACGAAAGUCACGACAGGGCUAGUGAUGGCAUUGCAUGUUCAGGAGCAGUCCAUUAUGCUGAGGACACUUAUCAAUCAAUAGAAUAUGAAGAUCAAGACAAACAAGAAAAGCCUUAUUACUCAGAUUUAACCCCUGCAUGGCUUUCCCAAAGUGAGUACUCAACUCCUAAGCUGAGUCAUUCUGAGUCAGACUGUUCAAAGCUGUGCCAGUCCUACUCUGAGGAUUUCUCCGAAAACCAAUACAUAGGCCGAACCAACGGCUACUCUUUAUUGUCGUCUUCAGAUCAGGAGUUGUGGCAGAGAAAGCAGGAAGACAUGACUUCCACAUGGUGUCCGACUCCACCUAGUCAGUCACUUAGUCAGGAAAAUCAACCCUUUGUGGAACCAAAUGAACCAGAGACCACAGAGACUGUUGACAGUGGCGUGAGCAAUGGGCUGGUAUGUGUGUCAGGUGACAGGAGCCACUACAGUGGUUCCCAGCUGUCUCUGCAGGGUGACCUGUCUCCUUGGAAGGACUGGCACCAUUUGGAACAAGGUGCAGAUUCGGGCUUUGAUGCCUCAACAGAACAGAACCUAGUGUCAGAGGUCAGCAGUCCCUUUGACCCCACAGCUAAUCCCGGGUUUCCCGAGAACAUCAUAAAAUGCCAAGAAGUGGACUUACAGUUUGAGGGCGAAAACUACAUGACCCUAGACAGUACCCCUUCUACAUGCCCAGGUCUGGAAAGUGAAACGGCCAGUCAGCCUGAUGCCCAAAGUGAUCCAGAGCUCAAUGGCAGCCAUUUUUAUCAGAACCAGACCAAGUCCUCAACCAUGUAUCGCAGUCAGAGUGAGAUUACAAGCGAGAAAUCUGAGGAGGUGCCUAAAUCCUGGCACAGCCGACUCAGCAUCGAUCUCACUGACAAAACAUUCAGUUUCCCAACAUUUGGAUCAACUCUGCAGCGAGCCAGAUCUGCCCUGGAGGUUGUCUGGAACAAAAGCUCCCAGAGCACGAGUACCCCAGCGGCACCCUCCUCUAGCUCCACUGCUGCCAUGGCUACAGAGGAACCUGCCAAUUCCACAUUCAUGGGCGGAUUCAGGACUCUGUCUCAAUCCACAGUCAAUGACUCAAGCACGACAAUUGAUUCAGACGUGUACACUGAGCCCUUCUACUACAAGGCUGAAGAGGAGGAGUGUGGUGAGCCCACUGUAGACAACGAAACCCAUUACGUUGAGGUCAUGGAGCAAGUGCUUGCCAAUCUGGAGAAUCGUACGAACACCAACGAGCCCGAAGAACAGUACCAGGACUACAGGCUUCCAGAGGAAGGGACCUAUGUGCUGGAAUACGACUGCAGCUACGAUGAGCAGUAUGAAGCAGAGUACAGUGAGGAGUAUGAUGAGGACCAGGUCACUGAAGAAACAGCUGAAUAUGACGUUGUGGCAUAUGCAGAGGAUAUGGGUGAGAUUGAGGACGCUGAGGAGCAAGUGGACUAUGGGGAAGCUGCAGAAACUUCUGCAACAGAGGAAAGUGGUGAAAUAAAGGACAUUAUUGAGAAAGAGGAUGAAAAUCAAAAUGUGCCUGAGGAACAAAACAUUGCAACUCCACCCAAGAAGAGGAUAAGACCAACUUUUAAGGAGGCUGCAUUGAGGGCAUACAGAAAACAAAUGGCUGAAUUGGAGGAACAGAUUCUUGCUGGAGAUAACGCUGCACUGGACGCACAGGCACGGCUGGCGAGCGGGAAUGUCCUGGAUCCCUCCAAACUGCUGGGGCUUCAGGGAGCUGGCGGGCCUGGCAGCAUACUUUAUGGUAUUGACAGCAUGCCAGAUUUACGGCGCAAGAGAACCAUGCCCAUUGUUCGAGACCUGGCAUUGACUUUGGCUGCCCGAAAGGCUGGUGUAUCCUUUGCUCUGGUGGCCAGAUCAACCCUGAACAACGAAGACCUGAAACUGCAUGUCUUGAGGAAAACCCUGCAGGCCUUAAUUUACCCGAUCUCCUCCACCACACCCCACAACUUCGAGGUGUGGACGGCAACGGCGCCCACAUACUGCCACGAGUGCGAGGGGCUGCUCUGGGGCAUCGCGCGCCAGGGCGUCCGCUGCUCCGAGUGCGGGGUCAAGUGCCAUGAGAAGUGCCAGGACCUGCUGAACGCCGACUGCCUGCAGCGAGCUGUGGAGAAGAGCUCCAAGCAUGGGGCAGAAGACAAAACCCAAAAUAUCAUCAUGGCCAUGAAGGAGAGGAUGAAAAUCAGAGAGAGGAACCGGCCUGAGGUGUUCCAGCUCAUCCAGGAGGUGUUCCAGAUCUCUAAGGAGGACUUCACCACUCAUUUGAAGGCAGCAAAGCAGGCAGUUUUGGAGGGCACAUCGAAGUGGUCCGCCAAAAUCACCAUUACAGUUCUGUGCGCUCAGGGUCUGCAGGCCAAAGACAAGACGGGUUCAAGUGACCCCUAUGUGACCGUGCAAGUGGGCAAGACCAAGAGAAGGACCAAGACCAUCUUCGGAAACCUCAACCCCAUCUGGGAUGAGAAGUUCUUCUUCGAGUGCCACAACGCCACGGACAGGAUAAAAGUCAGGGUGUGGGACGAGGAUGACGACAUUGCUUCACGUGUGAAGCAGCACUUCAAGAAGGAGUCGGAUGACUUUCUUGGGCAGACGAUCAUUGAAGUCAGGACUCUAAGUGGCGAGAUGGAUGUGUGGUAUAACCUUGAGAAGAGGACUGAUAAAUCUGCUGUGUCUGGAGCCAUCAGGCUGAAGAUCAGCGUGGAGAUGAAGGGGGAGGAGAAGGCAGCGCCCCCUCAUGGCCAGUAUACAUGCUUACACGAGAACCUCUUCCAUUGCCUGACUGAGGUGAAGAACAAUGGGGUGGUGAAGAUUCCUGAGGUCAAAGGGGAAGAGGCCUGGAAGGUCUACUUUGAUGACACUGCUCAAGAGAUCGUUGAUGAGUUUGCUAUGCGGUUUGGGGUGGAAUCCAUAUAUCAGGCCAUGACACACUUCUCCUGCCUGUCAUCCAAAUACAUGUGCCCCGGAGUGCCUGCCGUAAUGAGUAACCUGCUAGCCAACAUCAACGCCUACUUCGCCCACACCACCACUGCCACCACCAACAUCUCUGCCUCCGACCGCUUCGCCGCCUCCAACUUUGGAAGGGAAAAAUUCAUCAAGCUGUUGGAUCAGUUACAUAAUUCACUGAGGAUUGAUUUGUCUAAGUAUCGGGACAAUUUCCCAGCUAGCAACCCAGAGAGACUCCAGGACCUUAAAUCUACAGUGGACCUGCUAACUAGCAUCACCUUCUUCCGCAUGAAGGUGCAGGAGUUGCAGAGCCCUCCCAGAGCCAGCAUGGUGGUGAAGGACUGUGUCCGAGCGUGCCUGGACUCCACCUACAAGUACAUCUUUGACAACUGCCAUGAGGUCUAUAACCAGCUGCUGGAUCAGGCCAAGAAGCAGGACAUGCCACGGGAGGAACAGGGACCUUCUAUCAAGAACCUGGACUUCUGGCCCAAACUGAUCACGCUCAUGGUGUCUGUGAUUGAUGAGGAUAGGACGGCUUACACCCCCGUGCUGAAUCAGUUCCCACAGGAGCUGAACAUGGGGAAGGUCAGCGCAGAGAUCACAUGGAAUCUCUUCGCCACAGAUAUGAAGUAUGCAAUGGAAGAACAUGAGAAACACCGUCUUUGUAAGAGCACUGAAUACAUGAAUCUGCACUUCAAAGUGAAAUGGUUUCAUAAUGAGUAUGUCCGGGACCUGGCUGCAUUCAAGGACACCAUUCCGGAGUAUUCUCUGUGGUUUGAACCCUUUGUCAUUCAGUGGUUAGAUGAGAAUGAAGAUGUUUCCAUGGACUUCCUGAACGGAGCUUUGGAAAGAGACAAAAAGGACGGUUUCCAGCAGACCUCUGAUCAUGCCCUCUUCUCCUGCUCUGUGGUGGACGUCUUCGCACAACUCAACCAGAGCUUUGAGAUCAUCAGGAAGCUGGAGUGUCCCAAUCCCCAGGCCCUUGGCCACUUUAUGUGUCGAUUUGCCAAGACUAUUAAUAAAGUUCUGCUAGAGUAUGCUGCAAUAAUCUCCAAGGACUUCAGCUCACAUUUGAGCAGGGAGAAAGUGCCUUGCAUCCUCCUCAACAACAUCCAGCAGCUCCGCGUGCAGCUGGAGAAGAUGUUCGAGGCCAUGGGUGGAAAACAGCUGGAUGCUGAGGCAGGUGACCUUCUGAAGGAGCUUCAGAAUAAGCUCAACACUGUCCUGGAUGAGCUAAGUGGAGUGUUUGGCUCCAGCUUCAAGCCUGUAAUUGAGGACUGCGUCAAACAGAUGAGCCAGGAGCUGCUGCAGAUGAAGGGGGACGGAGCAGCCAAGAAGAGCAGCGCUGCCAUGGAUGCUGAAAUCGUGCUCCGUCCGCUCAUGGAGCUACUGGAUAAGAACCUGAUGCUGUUUGCAAAAAUCUGCGAGAAGACAGUUUUGAAGAGAGUGCUUAAGGAGCUAUGGAAGAUCGUCCUAAACACCAUCGAAAGGCAGGUUGUGUUGCCUCCGCUGACCGAUCAGAGUCAAGGUGCUCAGAUGAUCUUCAAUGCGGCGAAAGACUUGGGGCAGCUAUCAAAGCUGAAGGAGCAUGUGAUCCGUGAGGAAGCUCGGAGUCUGACUCCCCGGCAGUGUGCAGCCAUGGAUCUGGUCCUGCCCACCAUCAAGCAAUACUUCCAUGCCGGCGGAAACGGUCUGAAGAAGUCAUUCCUUGAGAAAAGCCCUGAUCUGAAGUCAUUGAAAUACGCUCUCAGCCUUUAUACACAAUCUACGGAUGCCUUGAUCAAGAAGUAUAUAGGGACCCAGAACUCUCAAGUUCAGCCAUCUAAUGGAUCGCUGGGUGAGGUGUCCCUUCAAGUGGAUCUCGUGUCUCAUCCAGGCACUGGGGAGCACAAAAUCAGUGUCAAGGUUGCAGCAGUGAAAAGCAUUAGUUGGCAGACCAAUGCCAUGUUCCGCCCCUUUGUGGAAGUCAAUGCCGUGGGACCGCAACUUGCAGACAAGAAGCGCAAGUUCAGCACGAAGACCAAGAACAACACCUGGUCCCCUAAGUACAACGAGACAUUCCAGUUUGUGCUGAGCUCCGAGCACGAGCCCCAGGCUUAUGAGCUACACGUCUCGGUGAAGGACUACUGCUUCGCUAGGGAGGAUCGCAUCAUCGGCAUGACAGUCAUUCCACUGAAGGACCUCGCCGACAAGGGAAGCUGCUCAGGCUGGCACCCCCUGGUUAGGGACAUCUCCAUGAACGAGACCGGCCUGAUCAUCAUGAGGAUACUCUCACAGAGGACCAACGACGAGGUAGCCAAGGAGUUUGUGCGCCUCAAGUCCGACGUCAGAUCGGCCGAGGAGACGUUGUGAGGUGGGGGACGCCUUCGAGGAGAGCUUGUGAGGUGGGGGACGCCUUCGAGGAGAGCUUGGCCGUGGAUCGGGGUUCCAUGCUCUCCGUCUUUGUGCAUGUGUGUUAAACAUCUGUUGUAAUGUUCGUUAAGCUACAGUACAUUACAGUGUUUACCUACAGUACACUUAAUCUGAAGUAAUCUAUCUUAAGGAGAUGUUAACUUUUGUACUGAAUCUAGUCUUUUUGAACAGUAAUUUGUUCAGAUAAAGUGCCAAACCAGAAAAGGAAAAAAAAAAAAAAAAAAACAACAAUGAAAGCUAGUCAACUAGGUAUAUUUCAAUUUGCUUGAAGAGUUUGUCUUUUUUCCUUCACACUUCAAAUAUUAUAUUUUGUCAUGUUUAUCAUUUUGGUACAGUGUUCUUACAUAGCACCUGUGCAUGUUCUGUUCAUGUCUGUGUGUCCCCCCAGAGUGACCAUUGGUUUGUGGCCAACGUCUUCGUCUGGUUGUUUGUAUUUUGACCUGAACUGAUUGUUUUUUAUGGCGAUGACUGCUAUGAAAAUCUACAUACGUGUUUGUAAUUUUAUAACCACUAACAGCAAGGACAGCCGCUUCCAGGUCUCUUAAAGGGGACAUUCCUCCCCCCCUUUUUUUAUUGGCUUUCAGCCGCUCUCGAUUACACUGUGAACAUGAACAAGGCCACCUUACAUAACAUUUCUGACUGACUAUAUUGUUUAAUAUAAAAAAAACUGCCAAAGUUCCCAAAUCUGUACAGAAAUCAGCCUGUGACCUAUAAGACACACCUGCACAUGCACCACAAUGUCACUGUCGAAGGGGCGAUUUCAGAGAUGUUUAUUUUGUGAGCCUGUUCUGAUGUUGUAAAUGUUUUGCAUAAACUGUUUUAUCAGCUUUAAGCCUUUUCUUUACUGGGGAGGGAGUGUAAUGUUUGGUAAUUAUGCAACAUUCCUAUGUAUUGCACUGUUGGCGAACUGUUUGUCAUGUAAAUAUAUUUAGUGAACUUCUGA
Molecule: messenger RNA, 9066 nt
Organism: Paramormyrops kingsleyae
Lineage: Eukaryota; Metazoa; Chordata; Actinopteri; Osteoglossiformes; Mormyridae
Source: RefSeq, a predicted model, not a curated record